Messenger RNA from Desarmillaria tabescens, 2367 nucleotides. RefSeq lists its product as uncharacterized. Gene Ontology annotation, cellular component: cytoplasm. The record is from RefSeq and is a predicted model, not a curated record. The transcript is spliced from 3 exons. Gene Ontology annotation, biological process: protein dephosphorylation; negative regulation of MAPK cascade. Bases 176 to 2017 code for a protein of 613 amino acids. NCBI's taxonomy places the organism in Eukaryota, Fungi, Basidiomycota, Agaricomycetes, Agaricales, Physalacriaceae. Gene Ontology annotation, molecular function: MAP kinase tyrosine/serine/threonine phosphatase activity; protein tyrosine/threonine phosphatase activity; MAP kinase tyrosine phosphatase activity.
UGAUUUAACAAUUGUUGGUGGACGACUACGACGACGACAGCCUGCGGACGCAAGGCCCGCCGCCUUUCUUUCUUUUUAAUUCUCUCUUCAAGAGCCUGCUGGCUGCUUCUUUCCUGUUCUCCUGCUUUUUUCACCACGCUGGGCGUGCAAUUUCAGGCAGCAACAACCAACACAGAUGGCUCUUCGCAAAAGGGGUCCUCCUCCAGGUCUCCGCAUCGAAACUCCAGCUUGCCCGCUCGUCGACACUAAAUCGGGCAAUGUCGGCCGACCACCCUCCCUCAGGAACAUGAAGAAGCUCUCCCUCACUCUCCCCGACGCCCAGCCAUCGUCCGACAGCAUUGCCGCCGCCCUCCCGCCAAGGCCCCGACGUCCUUCUGUCAUCUCUCUCCCUGCCCCCACACCCGCCGCCCUCCUUGCUCGCAGUGAAGAACACGAUCCCGACGUUCCCUACGCUGAUGGCCCCCUCCAAAUCAUACCAGGCAUCUGGCUAGGCUCAGAGGACAACGCUCGCGACUGGCCACAGCUCAGAGAUCGUGGCAUCAAGGCUGUUUUGAACGUCGCCAAGGAAGUCGCCUCCCCCUUCGACUCCUCCAAGCCUCUCCGUUCCUUCGCCUCAGCACCGAACCUCAAGGCUUCACAGCCAGACCUCCCCGAUACUUUCUAUCCCGCCCACCACGCCUCUGGACGACCCGCCAUGCACUAUCUCAAACUCAUGUGGUCCCACGGCCAGCAGGAUCUCGUCGCUUCUGGGUUCCCAGCUGCAAUGGCAUUCACCGACGCCGCACUCGAACGGGGCGAGGGCGUUCUGAUCCACUGCCAGUGUGGCAUUUCUCGCUCAGCUACCAUGGUAAUCGCCCUCGUCAUGCGCGCGGCGGCCGAGCGCUCCCCCAACGUCCCACCGGAGAUAUGGGCCCUCAAGGGCAUGCAGCCCGCAUAUGAUUUCGUAAAACAGAAAAGCAAAUGGAUAGGCCCCAAUAUGUCCUUAAUAUACCAGCUAUUGGACUAUGAACACAAGCUGACCGGCUCUCCUUCCAAUUCGGAGCGUUCCUCGAUCGUUGAUGAGGAAGAGGAGUGGGGUAGGAGGAGACGGUUGCUUGAUGAGGCUCCAUCAGAACCUGAGGAUGAAGAAAAUACGUUUGUCAUGCGGGAGGCCAAGGCACUUGACAAGGCCAUGGAAGACCGUAUUGUCGCACGGAAAUCAUCUGCCUCGUCGACAUCCUCGAUGGGCUCUUCGACCUCUGGUGUCGGUAUGGGCGUCGCGUGGAGAAGUCGCUAUGGUGCCCGCAAGCGCACAGGAUCAGUAGCGAGCAGUAUCUUUAGUGAAGAGUUGGUGGAGGAAGACGAGGAGCACAGUCUACUGGACGAGCAGCUUUUGAGCGUGAGACAUCAGUCAUCGUCGACUAACUCGCCCGACGAUGUGGACUAUAGACGGAGUACGACGUCGCGUCCGCCUCCGUCGGCUCCGAUAUGGAAAACAUCAUUCAGCUUCGCACCGCCACCGUCGGCAACGCGUGCGACGUUUGAUAUGACACCCAAGCCUAAGCGGCGACCUGUGCCGAUCCUCCCGCCUGUUCCGCCGUCGCCUACCAACGUCGUCGUCAGCAACUCUCCUCCAAAAGCGCCCAAGCACCACCCUUCACCGUCGUCGUCACCGUCGCCCCGUCCCCACAAACUGUCCUUGCGGAUGCGCACCGAGUCGCGGAAACCAGCACCCCCACCUCUUCACCUGCGACACUCUGUUCUGAACCAGGCACGGCCACAGACAAGUCAUGCUGCUACGCCAAGUCAGACGCUGUUUGUUUUCCCGCCUAGUCCGACGAUGGGCAGGACGCCUGCGACGAUGACACUGACGAGUGAAGGAGUGCCGUGGCCUGCGAUCACGCCUCGUGUGUCAAUGUUCCGGUCGCAUGGACGGACGAGGAGUUUUAUCGGUAUUGCUGCGCCGCCUACGCCUACGACAGCGUUUAGCAAGGUGGAUGCAAGGGGGUAUGUGGGGUUGGAAAGCAGUAUGUUGUAAGCCUAUGUCUAUGCUCUCUAUGCUUUCCGUCACUGGGAUUGGGGUCCGGUCUCUAUUUGAUCAUUCUCUAUCAAUUUCUUAUUUACACUUGCAUUUGAACUCUUCACCGCACACCACCAUUGACUUUUUUUUUUCUUUUCUUUUCUUUUGCUGUUUAUUUGUUUAUUUCAUGUAUCACCAGAGUUCAUUGAUCGACGUUCGUUUUACGCCUAGUGACUUUCGUUUAGUGUUGUUUUUCGAUGCACAUACAUUUUUUGAUUGUUUAUUCGACCUCUAACGGAGGUAUAUAUUAUAUAUUGUAGCACUACGGAAGAAUAAAAAGUGGUUGCGAUACAGUCUACUUGAAUAUU